Molecule: messenger RNA, 10272 nt
Organism: Spirometra erinaceieuropaei
Lineage: Eukaryota; Metazoa; Platyhelminthes; Cestoda; Diphyllobothriidea; Diphyllobothriidae
Source: the annotation of a GenBank genome assembly
AUGCGGCUGAAUCUACUUUGCACGUUUCUAUUGCUGAGUUUAGGCCUGACAGGUAAGAGAAUGCAAUUUGUAUUUACUUACGAAACAACAGGAAGUCUCCGGCUUAUUUUUCACUUGUCUCUUCUAAUCAAAACAAUCAUCAACUAAUUAUUUAAGGAGACAUAUCCAGAAGUAUUUGGCUUCUAGUCUCAUUAUUUUUUAUUCAUUAUGUAACCGAGAGUGUAUAUAUGUGUAUAGGCAUAGGCAACGCGUAAUUAAUCAUAUGCACCUGAUCAUGUGAAGAAAACAUUUCAAGAAAUCAUAUUAUUUCUUGAAUGCUAAUUAUAAUUGACCUUAAAGGCUUCAAAGACUGUCGCUUUGUUUUUAUUCUCGGAAAAAUGGCUUUCAUAGCCAUACUUUCACCAUACUAAAACAUGGAACGAUAAACCGUUGAUUCGGUCUGUGACGCACCGUUGACCAGUACAGGGUGGUUGUGUAAUUACUUUCUUCGACUGACUGGUUUCUACUGGAUCAAUUUUGUUAUGAUCGUUGGUGUUGUCGACCCUGCUGUAGCUCUCGAUUCUAAUCAUAGGGAGUUUCUCUGAGAGCUAAUCUAGCUAGGCGGUUUUCGGAAGAAACUUUUACUGUGACCAUGACAUGCUGCUUUUCCAGCUCUAGCUGCAUUCUGAACAACAACAACCAUUCGGAAUUCCGUCUAACGUCCAACGAUUUUUUAUACUGCCGCGUUUCUUACUAAAAUGCGGUUUUUCGGAUUCUCGAAUAGUCCUUUGUUCUUAACUAGUUCCCCUCUCCAGCGGAAUGUCGGUUGACUGACGGCUACGCUGGAAAUCUAGUUUAGCUAGCAUCACAACGCAAACAUUCCUGCGCAACAAAAGGUCAUGCCUCUUUAUAAAUCGCUUUUAGCUGUAGGGAAUCGGCAGCUUCGCACAUAUUGCUGUAACCUCUGCAAAGCGGAUCAAUGAUGAUAGCGGAGCAUUUGCAAGCAUUAGGAGGUACUUGUGAAUACGUUGCGGUAUCUUAGUCCUCACAUAGCUUCGACCUACCUGUCUUGCAUAGUGAUAAGCGGUGGAUUAUGAAUAAAGGAGGUGGCUGAAAUCCGUACUCGAGAAUGCUUUUCGACUUCACUGCACAAACUUAAUUUCGGUUAAACGAACGUUGUUUGCGCACCCUUUUUGUCUUUCGCACGUGUUUAUUGCUAUUGCCAUUCGUCUCAUCAAAAGCGUGAAGAGGUAGUUCGUUUAGAGCUUGCUCCUACAAAGUCCAUGGAAAUGUUGAAAUGACUCUUGGACUUUCGGUCUUUGUCGCUGGAGCGGAGAAUUACUUAAGUUUUUCAAAUCCAAUGCCGCAAAUGUUUACGUAUGGAGAGCUUCCCUCAUAUAAUUGAGGUCAUCUUUAUCAGGCAUUAUUAUAGUUGUAGUCGAUAAAAGCAAACGGCUACGGCGGGCGUUAUCGGCAGAGGAAACUGUAAACUUUAAUUAACAAACAACAGUUCGAACACAGAGGCGAAGGCAACUGAGAGAUCACUGUUUUAGAGACACUGGUACAUCCAGGGUAAAGUGAGGGCAUUUGUAAGUCUGCCACCUGCUACCGCGUUGAAUCUAAACCAACGACCGAUUCUUGAGAGGCGAAUGCUUUUGUGAUGGCUCGUACAUGUUGCAACAGCUUCAAUAGGCGACCUAUUUUUUUCUUAUCCCUCUUUCGCUGUCUAAUUUCAUUUGAUCACUUGUGAGUUCGUACGAGCCUUGAGUAGCUUGUAGCGUAACAUGUCCUCAUUUUAAAGCGAGAUCUUUCAUCACUGUUUUCACACAUUCAGCACACGCCAUUUCAUUUUUCAAAAGAUAGGAGAGUGUACUAACGCCUUGGUUCAUGGCUUCUCGUUGUUCCAUAGCACAAAUAAUAAGUAAUUUGUGGACAGUAGUCGUGACUGUUCAAGUAUUAUUUCUAACUCUAGAGGACAGACGCAAGGCCAGUCCUCGUCAACCAAACGUAUCUCACACCCUUUGGUAUCGAUAAUUCUUGAUAUUGAGUUCUGGACCGGAAUCCCAAUGCAAAAAGUACCGACAAUAUCCACCACCAUUCUUCUAGAAGUCUAUAUUAUUUCGAGGGGGGUGUUAUUCCCCUAUUCUUCGAAAAGCUAGAAGAUCUCCCUUCCUUCUGCGCUUCUAACCAUGGCUUUCGUGACCUUGACUAAAGUGCCACCCUUUUGAAGACUGAGCGUGUUCCUAAACGUUCUGAUUUUAUAUUUCAAGUCAACCGAUGAGUAUUGGGACAAAUACGCACUGGUCAAAUUUUUUACCAUACGCAUACCUCCACAAAUAAGAUGCUGAAAUUUAUGACCCAUGUAGUCGGUCUAGCUUUCCAUUCAAAUAUUUAACCAAGGAUGCCUGGGUCUACACAACACUGCGCGACUCAAUUGAGAUUUCGGAUAACUUCUUACCUAUCUUCUGUAAGCGGUAUAAUUCUGCAAAAACCAUCGUGAUCCUUUAAAUUAGUGCACGAUGAAUAUUUCGAAGCAAGUGACCACAAUUGCUUUUUUAAAAAGGGUGUUCUAAGUCAUUGUCAUAGGUUUCCUUCCGAAGUUAAAAACAUUUCAUCCUCGUCUGCCUUGCUAAACCAAAAUGCGCUGUAGUCACUAUUUGUUCGACUCGAUACCUAGCGUUGUCAUAAAAGAAAUUUGCGUUACCGUUUUUUCGGAUUUUGACACUGCUCUCAUGGUAAGGUAUUUUAAUUUACCGAUACUAUCGUCAAUUUGUGAUUUUUCCAGGCGCUAAUAUUGUCAGUCCAGCUGAGUUCAAUGUGACUGCAACCAGUUCAAGCACUGUUUUGCUAACAUGGAAAUCCAGUGAAGCUGAUCUGGGAUCGAUCUUCUCCUACCGAAUCCAGUACAAAAAAUCCUCUGACACUGAGUUCCAUUGGGUUAUUUUGGAUUCAUCUGCCGAAAAAUAUACAAUAUCGCAACUCGAUGCAAACACCACGUACGAUGUUUCCCUUCAGGCCCUCGGUUUGUUGGAAGAUGGAGAAGUCAUAAACAAAUCAAUUUCAACAUGUCCUGGUGGUGCGUACAUCUUCACUUAUAUGUACUUAUCUUCACUUCAUACGAAACAAUUUGUUUUAAAUAUACGUGACAUUUCCAACAUUAAGUGAGACUACGUAUGGGAUUAGGUGGACCCCAUUCAUGACAUUGAAGGUGUGUUAACACUCGGAUUUAUAGCUUCAAUCUACCUCGUCAUCGUUCAUGGACGCACAUUAUCCUGAACCGCGGGUUGAACGUACAACGGUCCUCACUUUUGCCUAUUCCCCAUGUAGUGGUCGAGGUGGAUUUAACAGAUGUAAAGCAUACCUCAGCUAUAGGUUUUAAGUCAUUUUUGCCAGCGUGACCUUUGUCAUCACCAGUCGCCUGAAUUCUAACUCCGAACUGCCAUAUGGUCUGGGAUAGACAGAGCGAAGACAACCCUAUACUGAUCUAAUGACAAAGUUAUUGACCCGUCACAACACGUUAAAUGUGUCAGCUUCGAAAGCUACCUAUUAACAAUGUAGUUUUUCCCGUCCUCGGCCUAAAGGCCUUUAGAGUAUCCCUCAUCCUUGUGAGACUGGCUGGCUCGUGUGUUUACGUGGUUUAGCACCUGUAAAUUCGGAAUUUGCAACGUCGACCAUUGCGGCCACAGACAUACCCAAUCAUCUCGACUUUGACCUGCCAUUUGCAUACAAUAAGUGUUGAAAUAGAGAGAAUGGCGUAGGUACUGUUCGAGUUUUGUCCGCCUAAAACCAAUGGUCUUGAAAGUCGCCAUUGUACCCUCCAUACAGAAGAACUCCCAGCAGAGGAGAGCGACCGAAGAAUACGGACGCCAGUAUAAUUACGUAAGAAUCAGACACCGAUAGCAACAUAUUUGUCAUGGACUAGCUGACAUUUGUAGUCACUGUGAAGAAGGGUAUUGCAUAUGCUAUACCGUAUCUGUUAAUAUUUUGAUUACCUGUCUUAAGUACAAAGUAGAAGCCUGUUGAUGAUUGGUUCUGUUAACUGCAUUAUAUUAAGGCAGCGUACGUAGGUAGUACUGUUUGGCAGGUGACUGACAGAUUCGCCGAAAUGUAUUUCACCACCUAUUCUUUCGUGUAUGUUGAGGAAAGACUUGUUUAAGGCCACCUGAAAAAGGCAAAACACCCCCCCUAAAACUUGUUUCUGUGCAGUUCCCAGUACGGUUUCGCAAAUCAGUCUCUUGGGAGUCACUAAGGACUCUGUGAACCUAACGUGGAAAAAUCCGACCGAGUACUUUGGGAAACCUAAUUCGACCCUCCUUGAGUACUGGACACCGGGCAAACAAAGCAAAACCUUCACUGUAGAUGCAUCUGCUACGAGUCACACGCUCACUGGCCUGAACGCAACUUUACCGUACUACGUCAACGUGGCAGCCCGCACUGAAUCCGACUCCAACGGCUGUGGCGGGGGCACCGGAGUCAGGAUCCUAGGAGGCCUUUUCUACACACUUUCUGAGGGUAAGUGUCAAAAGUCGCUGAUAGUGUCCUUGCAUUGCGCGGUAAGCAUUCAUGCAGUCAGUACCGCUGCGUUUGGUGGGAAAGACCGCACUGCCUCUUAUUAUUAUUUCUUCCCUACAGUUGAAUUUCCCCCGGUGGGAGGAAAGUUGACCGUAACGGGUCCUUUCUCCCUCAGAAGGGACUGGAAUGCCCCAAAUACCUCAGACCCUCGCAUCAUGGCGCUGACUUAUCUUGUGACUGGUGGAACACGAGGUCCCAGAGCCGGUAUUCUGCCGAUGACCGCUCGUAGCUUGAGCAUCAACAAUCUGGAACCCAACACUGCAUACACUGUCGACAUCAUCAUAGGUAGCGUUUACACCAGGUCUGGCAGCCCACUGACAGCUAAAACCGCGCCCGGAGGUAACCCAUUUCUUUUUUCCUUAUUUUGCUUUUUUAUAUAAAGUUAAAAGGCAUUGCUUUUAACGCCAUUUCAGCCACCCUUAGCAACACUGUCUAACUACAUUUUCUUUGGUCAGCCGACUCAUUAAGACCGAAAUAGUCCGCCCUCCCCUCCCCCCAUUGGUUCAAGCCUUUUGUUCACUGGAGCUCAAUUAACGUACUUCUCGGGACGAACCAGUCACGUGAGAGGUUUGGGUGGAAGGGAUAAGCUAGUGCACUGAUAGUCAACAGAAACUGCACUGGUUUUCCUUACGGUAUAAAAAUAUCUAUCUGCUUCUAGACGGCCUCUUCUUAGGUUCCUAUGCAGCGAUCAGGAGCUUAACCCGCAUAACUGUACAAAAAGAGCAUGUAAUGCUGACCCUAUUUACGAGUUAGUAAUCCAUUUAACCAAUUAUUUAUCCACAUAUGAAUGGCAUACACUGUCUUUCGAUUGCAGGACAGAAACUAAUAUUUUGGGUAGACAGCCCACACAGGCGGUGCACAUGACGUCUACCAGUAACUAGUGGAUUGGUUUCGCUGACAAAACCGGCGUCACUGGAAUAGCCAUUUCUGAGUUAUUUUCCGUCCUGAACCAAUGACACCCAUGUCAGCUGACCAUCGAGCAACGGUCCCAUCACUGAACUGCCUUGUUUUUGCUGAGGAGUCCUUCUCAACUAGAGAUUUAUUUUCACCGAGCAUUAUCUCCUUAAGUACAGUGCGUGACCGAUCUCAUGAAAUGUUGGCAGAAAUUCUGAAAUGUGUUUUCAAUUAGGAAGGAUUACUUAGGUGGGGUUGUAAUAUUGAUUAGCAUGCAGCAUAAUCCUAUAGUAUUUCGGACUCGUCAGGAUGUCGGCUUUUCGAUGCACUCCUUUACGACCUUCUGCAAAAAAUGACAACUUAAGUAACACGCAUUUUUCAUACUGAUUUUCGAUGAUCUUACUAAUCCAAAUAUAUUUUAUAGAAAAUGUGCGCAAAAAUAUGCCUUCUUUUACUUGUUCGCUAGGAAAUCACACUGUCUUCAUAUUUUAUACCCAAAGUAAGCGUAUACUUAAGUUUUAAAAAGUUUCUGAUUAUGACAUUUUAAAGACCUGUGAUGUCCAUAUAUAAAACAUCGUACAUGUCAGUUUACUAAGGCUUCUCAUGAAAUGUACAACACAGUGCGGAUCUAUCGAGAAAUUUCAUGAAAUCUAUAUAGUAUCUUCUUAAAGGCAGAGAGGAAUAUAUGAUUCUCCUUACGCGGAAAGCAUGCACAUUGUAAACUGAAAUUGCUAAACGCUAAUACAAUGGCAGAUCUGGCUCAGAAUUAUUCGGGAAUUGGAAAACUUGUUCCAAACCUAAAUAUACACUUACUUUAGGUAUAAAAUAUUAAGUACAUUGCCAGUCUGCAGUGUCAAUUCAUUCAAACAAACUCCGCCCUUCUCCCCUCCUAUUCCACCCCCUAGUGCCUGGAGCGCCGACUAACCUAACUGUUACCAAACAAAACAACAACGAUCUGGAGGUGCAUUGGUCAGCACCCACGAAUCCACCGGGGGUUAUUGAUCACUACGUCUGUUCCCUCUACUCUGGCGACCUCCUAGUGAAGACUGAGUACCCGAGGACAACAGGGCACACCUUUUCUGGCCUAACCGUUGAGCGCGUCUACAGGGUGACUGUGGCUGCCAGUGUACGCCCGAAUGAUGAAGGUCUCGGUGGUGGUUCUGGCCCUGCCGCUGAAAGUGACCCCAUCUUCAUGCCAGAUCCUUCCAGUAGGUCUUCUUUGCCCUUCUCCACCACCCAAUUUUUUCCUGCUGGGGGAAAAUUUCAAAAUAUUUUCUACAUUUUUUCCUGUUUAGAGCCCCAGCUUGGUCCUCCCACCAUCUUGGCUGUGGAAGCAGCGGGUACAGAUGCCAUUUCAGUGAAAUGGGAUCCUCCUACUCUAAAUACCGUCGGUGUGUACGGAUACAGCAUCAAUUUCACUGACUCCGACGGCCAAACCAUCUCCCGGUUCGCACCCUCUCAACUCACUUUCUAUAUCAUGACGGGUCUAAAGAGCGACGAGUUUUACAAUGUGACUAUGAAGAGCAUCGGCCUGUUGCAAGACAGUGAAAUCUCCAAGGCAAAGGGGAACCGCACAUUAAUAGGGCGUAAGUAUCCUUCAGUUGACCUUGGCCUUACUUUUGGCUGUUUUUAUAAAUUAUCGAUUCGUUAGGGUGAACUCUUUCCUCGCGAGGUAAGAGGGGGCCCUUCAAUAAUAAGCUGUUGCAUGUUGACUGCGGUCCCUCUAAUCGGCAAAACCGACGGAGUUUCCGACCCUGAAUGUUGCCUGAGGAAUACAAAAUCGCUUGUUUUGUAAUUUCCUCAAAAAUUAGUGCAUUAACCUAGAGUAAAUCCUUCAGAACAAGCCUUCUCGGACUCCAGUCUAGACUUAAAAUGUGUAUUUUGACUUAAAUCCAUCAUUUCCAGCGGAACAACCUCUCAACAUGCAUAAGCCGCCAACAGUCAGUAGGCUUAAGCUGUUUCAUGAUUCACUGUACUGACCGAGCCUGAAAAGGUUAGUCCUGAAGGUUUGGAGCAAAUCCUUCAGAUCCAACUUUUCAAACCAGUCCCGAAGGAGCCAUUCUUAGUUAACGCAUCAGUUUCUGGGGAGUCUUCCGGGUGGAAACUUCAAAACUGGAGUUCAGAUCGGAAAGCACGUGGAGUCCAUUGGUGGAGACCCACUGAUGAGCCGAUAACUUCAUAGUUGAGCUAUGCAGCCCCAGAAAAUCGGUGAAACACUUGGCUGGAUUUCCUAACUGUCAUUCUUGUAAACUCUCCUCUUAUCCAGAGGACUUAGAGCGUUCCGUGGGGUUUCGGAAGAGGAAUGAGUUCAAGUUACUCUGUAAGUGGUCCUUUUCCCUUAAGGACGAGAUGAAAACUUGUACGCGACACUCUCGGCAUCGAUCUUUUUUCUCCGUAUGUGACCUAUGGUACACUACUUCCACCAUGUUAUUCUCCCCAGUAAGAGUUAAGUAUAUUCGGGGAGUAAGGAAAAACUAUGGAGGACCGCCUACUAUAUUUUUCAAAGGUGUAGUUCUGCAGAAUUUUUAGUCGGCCAUUCGUCGGCAGGACGACAUUGGCUGACUUCUACCUCCCCGAGGAACCGGGGCUGCUGAAAUCUCUACAUUGGCUCAUUAUUCUUCACGCCCCACACGUAAUUCUUUAGAAAGAGGAAACUCACUUUUAAAAAGUUCGGUGCGGAAAGAAGUCGGGUAGUGAAAAAUCUCGAAAUAACGGUAGAUGGAAUUACUACGUCUGCCAGACAAGCAGAAGUGCUAAAACGCUGGUAAAUUUACUAAACAGCGUUGGAAUUUUCUCACCCCACGCAUACACUUGAUCACUUCCUUCUCUCCUUUAAAUAGUGUGCGGGUUCAUGCCCUCAACACAUUACUGUACAUCAAAAGCUAAUGCAUUACUUUAUUUACUGGGCGUAAUCCACCACUUUCAGCGCUUUGCCUAUGCCUUUCGUACAAACAUCCUUACAUUGUUAGGUUGUCUCUCAGUUGAAGGACAAUAAAAGCAGAAGCGUCGCUUUCUUUUUAGGGCAUUUAGUAUACGUGAUGAUGUCUAAAGCAUGUCCGAUCCUGAAGAACAUCAAAACAUGGCACCUUUGGCGACAACGAACAUAGUUUCAUUGGGCGGUGGGGGGUUUCGAGUGUUAACUCCAAUUCAACAGUUAAUGGUGGCAUUCCUCUGAGUGUUUAUUCCUAACGUACUGUCGUUUUCAUCUGACAGCACCGUCACCUCCACAGAAUGUGCGUGCUACUAUCGUCCUGCCCAAUACUGCAGAGGUCACCUGGUCUGCGCCAGCCCAAUCUAUAAACCCAGUCACUGGCUACGUGGUAGAGGCCCUACAGGGUGGCACCAUUCUCGGCACUCAGAAAGUACCUGCUGACACUCUAAAGGCCGCCUUCGUAUUGCCCAGCUAUGCCGAGGUCAAGUUCCUGGUUGCAGCAGAGUCCUCCAGUGGUGUGAGUGCCUCCACGUCUUCCAAUGUCGUUUUCACCAAAGGUGAGUCAUGCUGUGCUAUUCAACCCUCCUACCCUUCCCUGUGCAUGUCCAGAGCUCAGACCUCUUAUGUCUUUAAACGCAGACUUUCCUUUCCUUGAGGAUGAGGAGAUGACCAAGUGGAUCAGCAAUACCCGCUUCAUGAUCAUCCUUCGUGGCACACCAGGAGCAGGCAAGGAGGCCGUGGCGCAAUCCAUCCGCUCCCGUUUCCCAUCUGCCAAGUUCUGCUCUGAUGGUGUUGCCCCCAAUCGCCGAGUCAGACGGGGGGCUGCUGGUAGAGCCGCCUGCCUGAACAAUGCGGUGACCUUCGCUAAGGCUGGCUACAGUCCCAUAGUCAUCGACAGUCUAAUCGAGAACGCAGACGAGUGGGAGGGAAAUCCCUAUGUAAAUCUGUCCAUGAAAAACGACUAUAAUGUCCUCCUAGUGGUCGCCCAAACGCCUGGAACUACGGCGUCCGAAGUACGUACCUUAUUGCACAGUGAGAAGAAUAGCCUGUCCGUCGAUUUGGAAAAGAAACGGCCUUCUCUAGCACCCGUCUAUCCUCUCUACUACGGUUGGUUUUGGCCGCCCCGACGUAGUUGCGGUGACAAAGGCUGCAGUCAAACCCAGGACCUUUGGGAUGUGAAUCCGAGCAGUGUGACAAGAGACCUUAUUAACAUUUCACGAGUAGCAUUCGAAACUAUCUUGGCCAACGACAGCUUGCGUGCAACAUUGGCAAAAACUUGCAAUCUUCGGGACGGCUCGACAGUCGAGGAAGUGGCCGAUUUCUGGAAGUCAGCAGUUAAUCCCCUGUUCGGCAAGGCUCCCCCCGAUAAUGAGGGCUAUCCGGCACCUACCAGGCCGCAUGCUACUUCCUACUUCAGCAACUUCGGGGUCCAACCGGGAGCGAAGGAGUAUGCUGAUCUUUUGAUUGUGAACAAGGCUCUCCUCGGUCGAUUAGACAACAUCUCUGUCCUCGGUCUCAUGGUCUCCAAGCGCACGAUUGGCGCUCGUCUAAAACUUGCCGAUGAUAUGCUGCCCUUCUGGCGCCAGAAUGAUUCGGAUGUGGUAAACGGCAGUUUGGGUGGAGAUCGACCCUCGCGACCGGUGGGAUCCCGUGCGCAUGCAACUCUUGCUUUGGCUCACGGCGUUGCUGCUGUGGAGACGGGCUUUGACACAAUGCGGGUGGUUGAUGCGGAGGCGCGAAACUACCCAGACACAGAGAAAAUACUAGUCUCCGACGGUAUCAUCUAUGACAUCAAGAUGCCAUCGACAAAGUCCGGCGAGACUAGCGAACACAUCUUCUACUAUGAGUUUAGCCAGCCGCACUCCCAUCGUGUCAUCUUCACUUCUUUCUACUAA